AUGAACUUUCCUCCUAAGUUCAUUCAUUGGAUAUCCCUUUGCAUUACCACAGCGUCUUUCUCUGUACAAGUAAAUGGCGAGUUGGCUGGAUAUUUCCAGAGCGAAAGAGGUUUGCGACAAGGUUGUGCUCUUUCUCCAUAUCUCUUUGUCAUAUGCAUGAACGUGCUGUCCAAACUACUGGAUAAGUCUGCAAAAGAAAACCAGUUUGGAUACCAUCCAAAAUGUAAGAAUCUGGGGCUUACUCAUCUCAGUUUCGCUGAUGAUCUAAUGGUAUUUACGGACGGAAGAGUACGAUCAAUCGAGAAUAUUGUGGAAGUCUUUAACUAUUUUGUAAAAGUAUCAGGUUUGAAGAUAAGCAUGGAGAAAUCGACAAUCUAUUAUGCUGGUAUGAUGGAUGAAAAUCGUCAAGAACUGCUUAAUACAUUUCAGUUUGCUUCUGGUACAUUGCCGGUGUGUUAUCUAGGCUUGCCUCUUCUCACACGUCAGAUGCAAAAAGAGGAUUAUCAGGUGCUUAUCGAGAAGAUAAAGAUGUGUAUUAGCUUAUGGACUAGCCGCUUCCUGCCUAUGGCUGGUCGGCUGCAGUUGAUAAAGUCAGUUUUGCUAAGCAUAGUCAAUUUCUGGAUGACUGGUUUCACGCUCUCGGGGCAGUGUAUUAAGGAAAUCAACAGCCUCUGCUCUGCUUUCCUUUGGUCUGGUCCUUCUCUUAAUGUGAAGAAAGCAAAAGUUUCCUGGGAUGUGGUCUGCCUCCCUAAGAAAGAAGGAGGUAUGGGUCUCAGAUUACUGAAGGCGAUGAACAAAGUCCUUACUCUGAAACUGCUAUGGAGGCUCACGUCCUCUCAACCUUCUCUUUGGGCCAAAUGGAUCCAAACGUACUUGGUUAAGAGCGACAUCAUAUGGUCUAUCAAGGAUACAACAACUGCAGGAUCAUGGGUGCGGAGAAAGCUUCUGAAGUAUAGAGACCUUGCAAAACAAUUCCAUAAAAUGAAGGUGGGAAAUGGAAACCGAACCUCUUUCUGGUUUGAUUCUUGGUCUCCACUGGGAUGUCUGUAUGAUAUCACUGGAGUCCGUGGGUGCAUUGACUUGGGAAUUAGAGCUACUGCAACGGUCUCCUCAGCUUUGCUUUCGAGAAGACGAAGUAUAGACCAUCGACAAGAGGUAUGGUCUCGGUUAACCAAAAACCUUCUUUGUGGGAGUUUCACAACUGACUGGACAGAGCUAAUAGAGAUCAUCAAGGAUAACAGUCAGGAUUUUCUCUCCAAGUUCUUAACCCGCUAUGUCUUCCAACUCUCGAUACAUUCUUUAUGGCGAGAAAGAAAUGACAGAAGACAUGGAGCUACUCCAACUACAGUCUCUGUUAUGGUCGGCAUACUUGAUAGGCAAGUCCGAAACAAAUGUCUCUCGUUCCGGCAGGUUCGGAAUUUCACAUUUGCUGCAGUCUUAGGGGUGUGGUUUUCUACCAGAUAG
Messenger RNA from Brassica oleracea var. oleracea, 1464 nucleotides. RefSeq lists its product as uncharacterized. The record is from RefSeq and is a predicted model, not a curated record. The coding region runs from base 1 to 1464 and encodes 487 amino acids. Lineage: Eukaryota; Viridiplantae; Streptophyta; Magnoliopsida; Brassicales; Brassicaceae. The transcript has 2 exons.